Molecule: messenger RNA, 1613 nt
Organism: Nematostella vectensis (starlet sea anemone)
Lineage: Eukaryota; Metazoa; Cnidaria; Anthozoa; Actiniaria; Edwardsiidae
Exons: 1
Coding region: 106-852 (248 amino acids)
Source: RefSeq, a predicted model, not a curated record
UUCCGUGUGCGCCGUCAUAUAGUCGUAAUCAUAAUUUACCACGCAGUUAUAUACGUGCUGAGUCUAAUUAUCUCGUUGCUAAACUCGAGGGCAAGACUAGAUAUUAUGUAUUUGAAAGUGUGUUACCUGUUUUUGCUGCUUCUAGCGGUUGUGAGUGAGGCUAGACGAGGAGGCGGCGGCCGCUCUGGUGGGUCUCGAGGUGGUAGCAGAUCUAGAUCUAGUAGUCGUUCUGGAUCUUCUGGCGGCGGUCCAAGAAUAACAAGAACGACUCCAAUCGCACCAAAAACCCGCUCAACACCGGUCAUACGAAGUCAAACGAGUCUCAAAACCCGUAGUGGCGUCUCACCGACUCGAUUACUUGGAGGUUAUUUGUUGUUACGAUACUCUUUGAGUCGUGGGCCUAUCUACCGCAGUGCGUAUCCUAUGAAUCACAGUAAUGUCGAUAUGAUUAUACCGGAGGAUCGAGCAUUUAGGGUCAACUACACCGAAGAAUUCUUACUCGAUGUAAACGGGAGCUCAUGUCUUAGAACGAAUAAGACUGUGGAAUUGACGAAGGGCAAAGAUCCUAGCGUAGUUACACGAUUGUACUACCAGGGAAACUCAAGCGUGGAAGAGGUCUUCGGUGAUGACAUGAAUAUUACUUUGAGCGAAGAGUUAGAUAAGUCUGUUAAACUUGUGCAAGUUGUGAAGUAUAAUACAAACAUUGUAGCUAACACUAACUGUUCGCAGAUCAAAACAGUUCUGAAUGGCACGGUGGUACUGAUGUACUUGUACAACCCAGACACUGCUUCGAGUUUGCAUAUAAAUCUGGUUUUAUUCUUGGUGGCGAUGUUGUUAAAUAUAUCCGUGUAGUCCUCCAGCCCUUGGCUACACUUGACGCUCACUAAUGUUUGAAUCUCCUUAAAAGGAGAUUCGAUACUGUUUUUCAAGUUGUAGUUGACUGUGAGGUCGGAAACUUUUAUCAUCGUUUGCUUUUAUUAUCUUUUGCUACAUGGAUCGGUACGUCAAACUAUUUGACCGUGUCAUGUAUCUAUAGAUGAACUUUAGGAAAAUGCCAAUUUCAUUUAAAUUACUGUUGAAUUUAAUGAGUUCACCGUUCAGUUGCCACGGAAACAUUAAUGUAAACAAAAAAUUGGCGUUUUCUAAAGUUUAUCCAUAGAUACAUGACACAGCCAAAAAGUUUGACGUUCCGAUCCAUGAGUAGCAAAAGAUACGAGUGGUGGUUAACUGGGUGGUUGGGGACUUUGGAAACAGUAUCGAAUCUCCUUAAAUUAUUUUUUAAUGGAAUAUGCACUAAUAAUUCGGUGACGCUUUCUGCAUAAUUGAAAGAGUCAAUUUCUAACGCUUCUAAGACUACCGUAUCGAUACAAAGAACACGUUUGAUUAUUAUUUUUAUAAUCUAUAAAACUCUGUACAGAAAAUGUUGAUCGCUUAUGAUAUACGCACAAAAUAAUGACUAAAACGAAUGUCUCCACGUUUUUACGAACUGUAAAGAAAAAAUACAUAUAAUUUUAUAGAAAAAAUAUAAUAUCACCAGCAUAAAUAUGUUUUUUAUUUACUUUGCCAUCACCUGUGAACAAUUAUAAAUUUAAAUACAAUUUCCGCCCACACAA